Molecule: messenger RNA, 900 nt
Organism: Lactuca virosa
Lineage: Eukaryota; Viridiplantae; Streptophyta; Magnoliopsida; Asterales; Asteraceae
Source: the annotation of a GenBank genome assembly
AUGAUUCUCCAACUAAAUAGACUAAGAUUCUCCCACCAUAAUAACCACCACCGCAUGUCGGAAGUAUCUUUAUCACCUCUGCAAGCUUUCCGGUCCAUUGUCACCGGAAACCUACACAGAGUACUGGAAAGUCAGAAACUUGGAUCGGAGUUCUUGUCCUUCAAAUGGAUCCACCAAUGUUUUCAGGUGUUACCCAUAUUGAACAACGAGUUUGCUAAACUGAUGGCGGAGAUAGAUUAUCCAGUGAGCAGUUGGGAAGCUGGCUCCAUUGACGAGUAUCUUGAUUACACUAUGAACUUGUUGGAACUCCUGAACGCGAUUAAUUCUUCUAUUUCUCAUCUUAAUCAAGCUCGUGUGUCACUCUCACAUGCUUUGAGCCUUAUGGAAAGCUCCCCGGCUAUGGGUGUGGAACGGAUGAGAGAGAUUACAUUGCAUGAUUCCAUCAAGGGAUUUAAAGGUAGUGUAGGGGAUGAAGAAAGGAAUCGGAAAGGGAAAGAAAGGAUCUUUCAUGAAGCUAUUUUGGUAAUGAAAGGUACUGCUUUUUGGAUUUGUGGGGUUGUGUUAUCUGGAUUAAGGAGUGAUACUUGGCCGCUUAUGGAGAUUAUGGAAAGUGGGGUGGUGGUGGAUUGUUCCUUGAUGCCUCUUGAAUAUUCCAUCUUUAGGAAUAAGAUCACUGAGAAAAGGGGAUUGGUAAAGGAAGUGGAAGAUGUGAAUGAGACUGUGCGUAUGAUUGUAUCCAAGGGAAUUGGUGAUUUUGAUGUUGCGAUGGAGUUGAAGAGAAGAUUGGAGAUGGUUAGAAAUGGAUUGAAGGGUUUAAAAGAAGAAGAAGAAGGUUUAUUUGCAGAUGUUAUGGCUGCUAGGAAUGAAGUGCUUGAGACACUUAGAAGGAAAAAUAAAUAA